ACACUUGUUUUACUUUUCAAGGUCAGGCAAUUGCAUUCCAUCCUCACAAAAUUUGAUCUUUUUCGUUUUUCCUCAGUUUUAUUAAAUAAGAAUAAACAAUUUUGCAAUAGUGGCAGAGUUGGACAUUUUUUUUCCUUCUUUUCUUUUUGUUCUUCUAGCGACUUGGUCCUUCUUGGUAUUGGAUCCGAUCUCUCUACCCACUACACAAACUUUUAUACUCUUUCGACCUCCCCGCCAUGGUUGAAACGAUGAAGAUUAUUUGAUUUCUGCAACACCCAUCUCGUUAUUCUUCUUCUUUCUCCCCAUUGUUUCCCAGUUCUGGUUCAUCUUCUUGCAGGAAGUAAAAAUAUAAGGGUUUCUACUAGGGAAAGUCAUCAUGUUGAAGAAAUCACCAAGUCGGAGCAGUAGGUCAAAAGGCAUCAAGGUGAAACAUAUUUUGCAGAUUGUUUUGUUGCUUGGUGUUUGCUUUUGGUUAAUUUAUCAGGUAAAGCGCUCCCAUGAUAAGAAGAAAGAGUUUGACCAAAAAGAUAAUGAAUUAACAAUAAAAACUCAAGAGGGGGGUGGUCUUUUGAAACUUGGAAGAAAAGACCUUCGACCAGAGGUUGAGGAAGUUCAUCCAGGUGAGAAGCAAGAGGAAGAUGAGGAAGAAGAAACUGGGAGUGAGGAAGAAGAGCCAAAGCAUGAGGGAGAAGAGGGACAUGAAGAACAGAAGAAUGAGGCAGUCGAUGAGGAAGAUGAAGGGAGCAAGCAUGAAGAGGAGACUGAUGAUGAUGGGAGAGGAGGCAGCGAUGAGGACAUAGAUGAGAAUGAUCAAGAGAAGGCGGAUGAUGAAUCCAAUCAUGAAGUUGAGAAUGCGGACGACGAGAGAUUGAAAGAAGACAGUGAUGAGGAUGCUGGAGGAAAUGAAGAGAGAGAGAAAGAAGAUCAAAGAGAAAAUGAGAAUUCUUCUGAUGAGCAGGAGAAUGACAGCGGUGAUCAGAGCACUCAUGAGGCACGUGAGGAAAACUACAAGGGGGAUGAUGCUUCUAGUGCAGUGGCCCAUGAUGACCAUUCUACCACCUCAGAGACAGAGGAAGUGAAUUUAGAAAAUUCAAAUGAGAACUCAGAGCUGAUUAGCAAAGAACAGAACAGUAAAUCAAGUGACAUCGAAGAAUUAAAAAGGACCCACAACAGUUCCCAGCUAAUCGAGGAAGUAGAUAAGAUGGAUAACAACGAAACUUCAUCCAAUGAGAAUUUCAGUGAUGUGAAGUUGAACGAAAACACUUCCCUCCCUACUGAUAGUUCAGUUCAAAAUUCAACCGUUGCUACUCAAUCUGAGGAUCAACCUGAAUCAAGCAAUACUACAUCCUCUGCAACUACCGAGACAAAUAAGGUAGAGAAUGUGGAUUCUUCCCAGCAAAACAGAACACAAAUUGGUUUGAAUCAAGCUCAAAAUGAAACCACAGACAAUUUGGCAGCCCAGAAUGAAACCAUAGACAAUUUCACUGCUCAGAAUGAAACCAUAGACAAUUUCACUGCUCAGAAUGAAACAUCUCUUCAGUCGUUGAUACUAUCAAAUUUGAAUGACAAGAACUUGGAGAACAACAGCACUUCUGAGUCUCAGCCAAACUCUAUCAGUAAAGAUGAAAAUUCAAAUGGGGUCGAAGGUGAGACCCUAAAUAUCACCAGUAAGGCAGAUCCUACGUUUUCAGAUGACAAGACAAACGAACCUGAGAAAGAUGACAAAACAACAGAACCGGAGAAUGUUUUACCGAACUUGAUUACCCAGGAGAACAGCGAAGCUGCUCAGAAUGACAAGUCGGAAGACAACAGUGAAUCCAAUAGCGAUAGCUCUGACUCUACAAACCAUAUCGAGGACCCAGUUCAAGAUGAUCCAAUUGGCUCUAACGAUUCCCAUAUAACCGAACGGGUGGAUCUGGAUACGUUACCAGACAGUAGAACUGAGGGUGACAACAGUGAAGAGACUGCAGCAGAAUGAGGAUUUGAAUUGUAGAGGUGGAUUCAUGGAAGUGCUUUUAGGUUUUUUUGAUGAUCUGUCUGUCAUUUUGAUUAGCAGUUGCUGGUUGCCCAUGAUUGUUGCCCAAGAUUAUGUUGAGUGUUUGUCUUGUAAUUGAGAAUUUGAUAAUCUAUACUCUAGAGGAUGAGCUAUAGAAGGAGGCAAGGCAUGUGCUAGUUAGUUAACUUUGUAUAAUCAAUUUCAAUUUUUCUUUGUUGACUGCUUGGUUCUUUGGAAUGUGAUAUCUGAACAAACUACAUAGUAGGUUAUUGUCAAUGCAGAAAGAUGUUCUUUUCAA
Molecule: messenger RNA, 2294 nt
Organism: Cucumis melo (muskmelon)
Lineage: Eukaryota; Viridiplantae; Streptophyta; Magnoliopsida; Cucurbitales; Cucurbitaceae
Exons: 2
Coding region: 377-1978 (533 amino acids)
Source: RefSeq, a predicted model, not a curated record